Molecule: messenger RNA, 957 nt
Organism: Brassica napus (rape)
Lineage: Eukaryota; Viridiplantae; Streptophyta; Magnoliopsida; Brassicales; Brassicaceae
Product: putative F-box protein At3g24580
Exons: 2
Coding region: 1-957 (318 amino acids)
Molecular function (GO): protein binding
Source: RefSeq, a predicted model, not a curated record
AUGACAGAUCUAAAAAGUGUCCGACUAACUUGCAAAACGUGGAACGCCUUAUCUAAAGACAGCAGCUUCACAACAAAGCACCUUGCUCGUCAAGCAAAAUUAGCAGCAGCAAAUGACGAGUUUCUGUUGGUCUUGAUGAUGGAUUACGAGAUUCUUUUGGUCAGCGUCAAUUUUGACGAGAACGCCGACGCGUUCAUGCGUGAAGUAGGCGCACUUAUUAACCUAGACGGUUCAGAUCAAAUCGAUAUAUGCGAAGUCUUUCACUGCAACGGUUUAUUAUUAUGCAUCUCUGAUGACAACACUAGGCUACUCGUUUGGAACCCUUAUUGGGGACAGAGCCAGUGGAUCAACCCCAUACAUAACUCCGACAGGUUGAACAGGUAUAUGUAUGCUCUGGGAUACGACAAGAGCACCAACUCCCACAAAAUCUUGAGCUUUGUCGAUUACACAAUCUUGAACCAUUUUGAUUACGAUGCUCCUCCUACCGCUGUUACUUUCGCUGAGUACAACUGGAUUCUAGAUUAUGACCGUCACGUCUCUAUCGAAGGAAACACGUACUGGUUUGCUAAAAACAAGGCUUCAAGAGAAGAAGGUUGUUGUUUACUCUGUUUUGAUUUCACAAGAGAAAUAUUUGGGGCCCCUUUGCCUCUGCCGCCGUUUCUAUGGGAUACUAAAAGUACUCUCUCUCUAUCUAGUGUUAGAGACGAGCAGGUUGCGAUUUUGUUUCAGAGGUUGGGUACAUUGAUGGAGAUUUGGGUUACGACUAAGAUUGAGCCCGACACGGUCUUGUGGAGUAGCAAGGUGUUCUUAGACGUGAACAUCACUAACUUUCAUUUUCCGUUUACACAUGCGAGUUUCUUCAUUGACGUGGAGAAGAAACUUGCUGUUGUUUUUAGUAAAGACAAAGAAGGUUUGAUGGAUCUGAUAGAAUUUUGUAAUUCGAAAGUGAUAAACUGA